Xyrauchen texanus (razorback sucker) is the source of this 721-nucleotide messenger RNA. RefSeq names its product mitochondrial ribosomal protein L21 (gene mrpl21). The transcript has 7 exons. Gene Ontology annotation, molecular function: structural constituent of ribosome; RNA binding. Gene Ontology annotation, biological process: translation. Lineage: Eukaryota; Metazoa; Chordata; Actinopteri; Cypriniformes; Catostomidae. The record is from RefSeq and is a predicted model, not a curated record. Bases 34 to 654 code for a protein of 206 amino acids. Gene Ontology annotation, cellular component: ribosome; mitochondrial large ribosomal subunit.
CUGUUUGUCAAAGUGUUUCCGGCGGUUGGCAGCAUGUCGGUGACUUUGAGAGGGAAAAUCGCAGGAAUACUGAGAGUUUUACACACAACCGGAUCAUUUUUACCACAGACUGCUGCUAAACGAUGUUUGGUUCCGACAUUGACAUGCUGUCAAAGUUCUACAAGCAUCUCGUAUCCCUCAAGUUAUGUACCACAGACUUCACUAUCCAGACCGCCGUGGCCUGAAUUAGCAGUGUUUGACCCUGAAGAGGAGGUUAAAAAGCAUCAAGUGGUUGUACAGAAAGUAAAUGGUCUCAUUGAGAAGGGACAAUACGGGCGUUUGUUUGUUGUGGUUCAGUUUGCUGGCCGUCAGUGGAAGGUGACAAACGAAGACCUGAUUCUCAUUGAAAACCACAUAGAUGCCGAGUGUGGAGACAGAAUAAGACUGGAGAAGGUGCUGUUAGUUGGAGGAGAUGAUUUCACUCUUAUUGGAAAGCCACUUCUUGGCAGUGAUUUGGUGAGAGUUCAGGCCACAGUCAUUGAGAAAACCGAAUCCUGGCCGAUGGUUCACAUGAGGUUCUGGAAGAGACAUCGAUAUCAAAAAAAGAGAACCAUAAUACAACCACAGACUGUACUGAGGAUUAACACCAUUGAUAUUUUACCAAGACUUCAGUAAAAACAUGCAAUUUCUGUAACUUAAGGUUUGAUUUGUCUGACCAUGUAAAUAAAGCUUUCAAAUUUAA